AUGGCUCCAGUUGUACAUGAGAUCGAUCCAGACGCGGAUACAGUCAUAAUCUUACGAUCACCGGGUGAUGGUGAAUACUUCGCUUGGUGGGAUGAUUCACCGUUCGACAACCUUGACAUGCUUGAUCAACUCCCUUUCAGCAUGAAAGAAUGGGACACAAAGAUGUCGAUCUCGGACGAUAUCGAAAUUCACCAGUCGCCUGCGAGGGCGUUCAUCACAAAGGAGUCGGAUUGGGUAAUCCUUAAUGUUCCUGACGGAUCUGUCCUUUAUCUUGUCUCCUCACGCCAUCUCAAAUUGGCGUCACCGGUCUUCAAAGCAGCGCUCUCACCUGGCACCUGGAGUGAGGGAUGCAAGCAGGCCGACGGUCGCUACCACAUCACAGCAGACGAGUGGGAGGAGGAAGCAUUCCUCCUCUUCAUGAACAUGCUACACUUGCGCAGCCCUCAGAUCCCGAAGUCUGUGAGCCUCGAACUAAUGGCGAAGCUGGGAAUCCUCGUCGACUAUCACGACUGCGCUAGUGCGGUGGAAUUCUUCACUGAUGUCUGGAUGAACAAAAUCUAUGGUGAUAAAAUGGAGGGUGAAUACUGCCGCGAGUCGAUACUGCUGCUUUGGGUUUUCUAUCUCUUCGGGAGCAAAGAUUAUGAGAUCGAACAUCGGCGACACGAGCUUAUCAAGAAGAAGCUGUCAUAUCUGCAUUAUAAACUGACAAUGAACCCCAAGCCGAAUGAACACCUGCCAGAUAGAUUGCGAGAGACACUGAGACGAACUAUCGGUGGGCAAAGACGUUCAAUCGGAUAUCCUUACCUUGAGGUCACUGUGGAAGCACUCAAAAGGGUCCUUCUUGGCUACUCUGAGGAACAAGUGGAGGCUAUACUCGAACUCGAAGCCACUCGUAUCGAGUGGUUCCGCGCAAACGGCUUCGAGCUCUGCUGGAACAAUCACGAGCUGAGCUAUGAGUAA
Molecule: messenger RNA, 960 nt
Organism: Alternaria incomplexa
Lineage: Eukaryota; Fungi; Ascomycota; Dothideomycetes; Pleosporales; Pleosporaceae
Exons: 2
Coding region: 1-960 (319 amino acids)
Source: RefSeq, a predicted model, not a curated record